Messenger RNA from Helianthus annuus (common sunflower), 2368 nucleotides. RefSeq lists its product as uncharacterized. Lineage: Eukaryota; Viridiplantae; Streptophyta; Magnoliopsida; Asterales; Asteraceae. Bases 114 to 1559 code for a protein of 481 amino acids. The transcript is spliced from 2 exons. The record is from RefSeq and is a predicted model, not a curated record.
CACUUGCGCAGCUACCGUCACUUAAGGAGUUGUUUAUUGAAGGCUUAUAUGGGGUGGAAGUUGUGGCUUUUGAGUUAUCUGGGUCUAGUUGUGCGUUUCCUUCACUUGAAGUUAUGAGUUUUGAAGAUAUGCGUGGGUGGAAGAAAUGGUAUGGGGUUGUGUUUCCAUGCUUGCAAAAGCUUAAAAUAAAAGAUUGUCCAAAUUUGGUUGAAGUCACAAUUAAAACGCUACCUUCAUUGAAUGUUCUAGAAAUUGAUGGUUGUCCUUAUUUGGUUAAAUUGUCACUUGAAGCACUGCCUUCGUUGAAUGUUAUGAAAUUAGUCAGAUGUGAUUGUGGUGUGCUAAAAAGUCUGGUUCAAGUAGCUUCGGCCGUCUCCAAGUUGGAAAUACACAAUAUUUCAGGGCUUAAUGAUGUGGUAUGGAGAGGUGUUUUAGAGCAUCUUGGGGUUGUUGAAGAAUUAAGCAUAUUUCGGUGUAAUAAAAUAAGACACUUGUGGGAAUCGAAGGUGGUUGCGAGUAAGGUUCUUGUGAAGUUAUGGAAUUUGUUGGUGGUAGAUUGUCGUAAUUUGGUGAGUUUUGGAGAGAAAGAGGAGGGUGAUAAUUGUACGAGCAACCUUCUAACAUCUCUUAGGAUUUUGAAGGUGGUAGGUUGUGACAAUAUGGAGCGUUGCAAUUGUCCAGAUGGCAUUAAGGAGUUGACUGUCUCUAGUUGUAGGUCAAUUACAACUGUCUCCUUUCCAAAAGGAGGACAUGAGAAGCUCAGGUCACUUGAGAUCAGUGGUUGCACGAAACUAUUGGAAAUGGAGUGGGGAGGACGAAAAAUGAACAAUAACAGAAGCAACACGCUGAAGCUUGAAGAUGUAUGGAUAACUGAAUGGCCAAAUCUGAAAUCAAUCAUUGAACUGAAUUACUUGGUUCACCUCACCACAUUGACAAUAAUUGAUUGUGAACGUCUCGAGUCAUUUCCUGACAAUUUGACAACGUUAAAGAAACUGGAAAUAAGGAUUUGUCCAAGUCUGGAUGUUUCUUUCCCUGGUUGGGUUUGGCCUCCUAGUUUGCGAUCGCUAACAUUGGGGAAGUUGAAGAAUCCCAUCUCGGAGUGGGGCCCACAGAAUUUUCCUACCUCACUUGUGGAACUAGAGUUAUGGGGUGAAGAUGCUCGUAGUUGUAGUGAAUUUUCUCACCUUUUUUCUUCAUCUCUCACUUCUCUUAAAAUACAUGAGUUUAAGAAAUUGGAAUCAUUUUCAAAGGGGCUCCAACACCUCACCUCCCUCCAAACGCUCUCUUUUCUAUUUUGCCCUAACCUGAAGAAAGUGUCCCAUCCCCAACACCUCACCUUCCUCCAACAUCUCGCUUUUAGAGGUUGCCCUAGCAUGAUAGAUCUAGGAGAAAUGUUGUUGCCUUCACUCUUGAGUUUAACAAUCAUCGGUUGCCAAAAACUAAAUGAAAUAUACAGUGAAAGAGGCUGUUCCUGGUCCCUCAUCUCCCAUAUCCCCCGUACCUCGGUUGGCCCUGUGGCUCAAGAAAUAUGGCAAUUGCCUAGGUCCCCCACUAUUUAAUUGCUUUUUUUUCUUGUUGCCACAAUCGAGUGACGAGUAUCGACUAUUGACAAUGUGAAGAAAUCCCUAGUUCACCCCAUCGGUGGUUCCUUUCCUUGUUCCCAUCAUGAAAUCCGAAGGGUCGUCUCAAGUUCCUUUGCAAUCUUUCAUUCCAUGUUCUAAUGUUCUAUCACUCGAUCCAUCUCCAUGCAUGUUCUCUCUUUGUUUCGACCAGAAGCUGUUUGGUGAGAGUGAAUAGAUAGUCGUUUAGUCUAUUUGUGUGACUCGAUAUUUGAAGAGGCGGAGUCCCGGCAAGAUCUCUAUGUCUCACUUUCUUGAGUCUCAGCCCUCAUGAUUUAUCAACCUUCACAGCAGGGAGUGAAGUGAUAUGAUUAGUAGGACAGAUGGCAAUACAGAGAAAUUGAGAUGGGAAAACUAGAUAGUUCAUACACAAGUUCAUUCAUGUCAUAAACAAUAUUCUACGGUUCCUUUUAAACUGCAUAAUUUGUCGGGCCUUACUAACUCUUGAAUCGGUCUUCCUAACUGGGCUCAUUGUGGUGUUAUUCAUAUUUGUUGGGUUUUCGUUCAUAGUGUUAUGUCAUAACAGGGAGUAAAACCUUAGAUUUGCUAGGAAGAUCAUCAUUUCUUUUGAAAGGCAGAGAUUCAUUAAAUACCAAAGAAAUGGAACAACAUCAGACAUUCAAUCAAUCAAUCAAUCUUUGCUGCUUUGAUUGGAAGAUUAUGGUGAUGGAUUCAUUUUGUGGAUACAUGUUAGUGAUUUGUGCAUCAUUGAUGGUAAUUAUGGCAAUUUUUGAGUUUAUAUUUUAUCA